ACCACCCAGCGCAGCCAUCCCACAUCGCUGCCUCCGCCACCCUCCCACAUCGCUAGCUUCCCCCUCACACUCCGAGGAACCCAAAGCAGCCAGCUCCGAUGGGCCGCGGCCGUGCCAGGGGGCGCCCUCCGACCCCCUCCGACUCCUCAUCGUCGGAGGAGGAGCUCCUGCUGCCGGUCGGCGUGGAGGAGGAUGAGGACGAGGCGGACGAUGAGUCGGGGGACGACGACGAGUUCGUACUACUGCCGGUCGGCGCGGAGGUGGAGGUGCGCAGCGAUGACCCUGGCUUCGCCGGCUCCUUCUACGAGGCCACCGUCGCCGGCCACCUGCUCACCGCCGGCCGCCGCGGGCGCUACACGGUGGCCUACACCACGCUCCUGGCCGACGACGGGGACGACGAGCCGCUCACGGAGACCGCGGCCGCCGGCAACGUGCGGCCGCGUCCACCACCGCCCGAGGCGGGGAGGGAGUUCGCGGUCCACGAGAUGGUGGAGGCGUUCCACAACGACGGGUGGUGGGCCGGCGUGGUCUCCGCCGUCCUCCCGCGGCCGGUGAUCGACAGAGAUCGCCGGCAGCCGAGGGCGUACGUGGUCACGUUCCCCACGUCGCGGGAGACGCUGGAGUUCGGGGAGGCGGAUCUGCGGCCGCACCGCGUGUUCGAGGGCGGCCGGUGGGUCCCGGCUGCAGAGGUGGACAAUGGAAGUCCUUUGUUCGGUGAGGGAAACCAAGUUGAAGUGAGUGGAAAAUCCUUCGGCGCAUUCUGGAGUCCAGCUACUGUUCUUAAAGUGAUUGGUGCUACAAAUUUUCUAGUAGAGUACAUGCAUAUUGAAAAUGACGGGGAAUUGGCCACUGGGAUUGUCGAUUCUCAAGAUAUUCGGCCAGCACGCGCCAUCACCCGUAUGGACUCCAAGUACAGAUUUUCUCCUUCUUCUCAUGUCGAGGUCCAUCAUGAAGAUAGUUGGUGGCCUGGUGUUAUUGUUAAGGUUUUAGGUAGUGGAAUCAACAAGAAGUAUGUGGUGAAAUUGAAGAAUUACGAGACAGACAUGGAAGACGUGCAACCUGUGGAUGUUUUGACGGUUCAAAAUACGCAACUAAGGCCACGGUUUGACUGGGACGGUAAAAAAUGGGUACGCUGCGUGAAAGAGCCUUCACACCAAAAUUAUGUCCAUGAGAUGCAUCCAUGUCAGAAAUCUUCUCGAAAAAGGCUAGUUUCCGCCUUGUAUGAUGACUCUGAUAAAAUCAGUAAUGAACGUGAUUCUCAUCGUGACAAAAAGUUGAAGAAUGAAGAUGUGAUAUCAGGAAAAAAAGCUCCUCUUUCUCUGUCCAUUUGCAAUGAGAACAAUGAAAUUACUCAUAAUCAACGGAAUGCAGUAUUGGCAUUACGGUCUGAGCUAUCACUUCCUUCACUGCCACCAAUGGCAGCACUUAACCAGCUGAGUUCAUCUUCACUUGCUCCAAGCUGUCAUCUGGAACAAUCAUCUUCUCAGAUGAUUGUCAUACCAUCUACGCCAGAAAGUUGGCAGUUACGGGCUUUGUUGUUUGCAGCGUUUGGACAACCAACAGCUGACUCACAGGACCGACUAUUAGGUUCACAAGAGGGUAGUGGAGUAGAUGAUCUUCAUCAAGGAGGCUAUGUUGGUGAAACUAGUGUUGAGCAGGACACUGGUGGAGAAUUAUGUCAGAGGUUUUUGGUUAUGGCUGAUAAUGCCAACGUUCCUUUGUUGCCUUCAGCAGAGAGUUGUGAAGCUAAUUUGCAUGACAACCGGCUCUCCAAGGACAACACGGCAGCUGCGGUGGAGUGUGUUACUUGUUAUGCUGCUCCAGCCGAGGACUUGUCUCUCAUACCUGUAGCUACUUUACAUGGUGUUGUACCUAAUCUGUUGCCAUUAGAGUGGGAUUUGGAGGUCAAUAUAACUGAAGAUAUGGAUGAGGAGAACCAUCAAGGGAAUGUGGUUGGGUUAGCCAGCAAUGGGAAUCAAAGUCAGUAUACUAGUGUUGACUGUCCAUUCUCAGCCACAACCUUAACUGCACUCGAGGAUGACAUGAUUACCACUGAAAGUCCAAGCAGGAAGUUCUUAGGCAGUAGCCAAUCCAUCGAGAAGUCGACAAUAACUCGGCUGUCUUCUGUUGGUAUGAGCAAUUAUAGUGUGACAGAACCUUUCGAUGAUAGCCUUGCCAUAACAAAUGGUGUGGAGGGCACACCAGUAUCCAGGUAUGUUGCAAGCAGAACAAGUGAUUCUGUCUUACCCUUGUCGCCGGAAUCUGUAGCUGUGCAUGAGAGUACCAUGGGAUCCUUGGCAAUCCACCGUCUUCCAUUUGUGAAGACCUCCCCAAUGUGGGCACAUCUUGAGGCACUGGAAAUAUUCAGGAAAGCGCCACAGCGGCCACAUUUUCGUCAUUUCGAGCAGUAUUGUCCAGAGCUCCGCGAAGGGAUGGCAUUAGGUAUGAUGCUCUCUUUUGCCAAUUUAGCAGAAAGCAUAAACAUGCUGGAUGUUCAGGGUGACAAAGAACUACUUGAACAGAAGAUGAAGAGCCUCACUUUGCUCGAGGAGAAUGGUUUCGAUGUCACAUACCUGAGAUCAUGCGUGGAAACUUUAAUCGCCACAUAUAAUAGUCGCGUCGAAGAUCUGGAGGAGAAGAUUGCUCGCGUAGAAACCUACGACCAAGAACUCGGCACACAAGUUCGCGCGCUGGCUAUGACCGUCCAGCGUCUCGAAUUGCAUGCGUAUCUCAUGCGCAACAUGAUGCGGUCUGCCAUCACGCGGAAGAUGAGCAAUGCUGUGAAGAUCUCAAGACUCAAGGCAGAAGCGAACGAUCUUGAGAGAUCGUAUCUCUCCAACGCCGCGCCACGGUGAGUUUGGUCUAUGGUAGGAGCAUAUCAGCACGCUUGUGAAUAGGUAGUUACCGCAACAACCAGCUAGUUGUUGUGUAGAUACUACUAGUUCGUAGUGCCAUCCUGCAGUUCGCCGUGCGACGGACGAGUCUUUUGUGUAUGUUGUUGCUCUGGUAUGGUACAGGCAGCUAUCUGUGAAAUACCGUGUAAGCUGAACCUGGACAGUAUGUGCGUGGGCUACUGAAGUCACUUUUGGUAUUGCGUA
This is a messenger RNA of Aegilops tauschii subsp. strangulata, 3098 nucleotides long. Its product is annotated as DUF724 domain-containing protein 7-like. The record is from RefSeq and is a predicted model, not a curated record. Lineage: Eukaryota; Viridiplantae; Streptophyta; Magnoliopsida; Poales; Poaceae.